This is a messenger RNA of Megalops cyprinoides (Indo-Pacific tarpon), 2213 nucleotides long. RefSeq names its product KH homology domain-containing protein 4-like. The record is from RefSeq and is a predicted model, not a curated record. NCBI's taxonomy places the organism in Eukaryota, Metazoa, Chordata, Actinopteri, Elopiformes, Megalopidae. Gene Ontology annotation, cellular component: nucleus. The coding region runs from base 135 to 1988 and encodes 617 amino acids. The transcript is spliced from 14 exons. Gene Ontology annotation, molecular function: RNA binding.
AUGGUCAUUAUCGAACAUUCUUUCGUAGCUCUCGCUAGGUAGCAAGCUAGCGGAUCGACUGUAGCUUCAAACUCAACCGUUUGAAUGCAUUAAUAAACUGAUUCAUACUUAGCUAAGGUAUAUUUUUCGAUAAUAUGGCUUCCGGGAUGACGGGACAAACAUCGUGCUUUAAUAGUAGGUGGGACCAAUCCAGUCCAAGGGCAGGCAGGCUGCAGGGCUUCUUGGGAAGCCUCUCUCACUCCCUCACAGCGCCAGCGGUGUCCGUGCCCAGCUACACCGGCGGUCUGGGCACCAGCACGUCAGUCACCAUGGCCACCAGUUCAUCAUUUGCCAGCACCGUGGGAACGGAGGCGACGCCCCUCACGUCCUUACCCAGAGCCCCGCCCCCAUCAGAAGACAAGCCUGCACCCCAGGGGGGUGUGGAGCUGGCUGCUGCCAUGGCUGCCAAAAUUAACGCCAUGUUAAUGGCCAAGGGGAAGCUGAAGACCCCACAGCCUUUACCUGAUAAGAUUGUCCCUACAGUGACCAUUUCCAGUACUGCAGAUGAAUUGGUUGUCACGGAGGUGGACAUUAAUGAUGUCCCCAUAAACUGUAGGAACCUGCUAACGAAAGGGAAGACGCAGGAAGAGAUCCGUCGCUUUAGUGGAGCAGUAGUGUCAACAAAAGGCUUCUACAUGACCAGUGCUGAAAAGGCCCAAGCCAAAGGAGUAGACCGGCCUUUGUAUUUACAUGUCCAGGGAAAGAGUCAAGAAGAGGUCAACAAGGCAGUGAUGCGCAUUAAGGAGAUAAUUUCAGAGGAUGUCUUGCGGUCGUCGUCGGGACAGCCACGCCCCACUGUCCCCACCCUCACAGUGUAUCCACAGCCUCCCAGACCCGUGGCCCCUCCUCCGCAGCCAUGCGUUCCGACCCCUCCUGUCCCCCGGCCUCCUCCCCCACAGGUCCCAGGGCCCGUGACCCCCCAGAGCCAGAGGUCUCCAGCUCCAUACACCGGCCAUUCAGGGAAUUUCGUGCACACCAAGAUAUUUGUGGGCCUGGAUCAAGCGUUGCCCUCCUUCAAUGUGAAUGAGAAGGUGGAGGGUCCGGGGGGGAGCUACCUGCAGCACAUCCAGACUGAGACUGGGGCUCGUGUUUUCCUCCGUGGAAAGGGCUCGGGGUACAUAGAACAGGCCUCUCGGCGCGAAUCCUUUGAGCCGCUCUACCUGUAUAUCAGCCACCCAAACUCGGCGGGACUAGAGGCUGCCAAGAAGCUCUGUGAAAGCCUGCUGGAAACUGUGCGAGCAGAGCAUGCCCAAAUGGUGUCAGUUUACACCGCGACUGGGUCUACUCAAGCAUACCCAUCUCAUGGAUACCCAGCUAAUAGCAAUUACAGUAGCCCAGUAUCCUGGUAUAACUACCCAUCAAAUGGGUACACGGGCGGCUAUGCAGCAUAUCCAGGAUCCAGUGGUUACUGGAGUAGUGCAAAUGGUCACCCAAGUCAUUCUAACAUUUCGACAACCCCUCAAUCUUCCCAGGCUAUGGUUCAGUAUCCAGUGUGUCCUAGAAAACCACCACCUUACUUGGCACAGGACACUGCGACCACUUACAGCACUGGAAAUGACAGUCCCUCAUCCAGUCCUCCCCAUGCUGGCAGUCCAAAAAGACACUUCAUGGAGGACUCUGCAGAGAGCCUAGCCCAAGAGCAGGGUUGCGGCUCCGCGGCACCGACGGCGAGCGAGCGUCCCCCCUCACCCGUGCCCGGCUGUGACGAAGGGAAAGAUUCGGAAAGAAUGCUGAUGCCCCCGCCCCCACCUCCCCCGGCUGCGAUGCUGCGCAAGAGGCCGCGAGAAGCAGACGGUCCGGCGGGCGCUCGCGCAGAAAUGGGUCCAGGAGAGCCUAUAUCAGUGAAGAAGGCAAAAUCCCAGGAUGCAUCAGGGUUAGUCCCCUAUGGUGGGGAUUCCUCAGAUGAAGAGGAAGACAGGACUCACAGCAGUAAGAAGGCCUCCUUGUAAACUAGCUCAGGCCACCUGUAUUGAGGGUAUAUUCAAGCAUUGCACAUGCAGCUCUGAGCAAGGGAUCUAAGGAUUUGGUCUAGAUUUUUAUCACACACCCACCUUUCCCAAUGAACAAAGGAUUUCCUCGUAGUAAUAGUUCUGUAUUCUGUUCCAUUUUAUUUGAGUUUAAGUGCAUUUCAGCCACCCUCCACCUUUUCAUAUGCACCAAUACACCUGACGCAU